AUGCUCUUCACAUUAAUUCUAUUUUUGGGAGCAAUCACCUGUGGACUGGCUGCCGUUUUGGAGCCACUAAACUACUACCAGUACACCCAGUUCCAGGCUCCGCUAUCCUGGGAAACCAUCGCCGGCAAUGGCCUCAAGUUGGCUCUGUCCAGUUGCCAGGAAAGCUUUCAGUGGCAAAGGUGGAACUGCCCUGUCGCGGAUUUCAUCAAACGACAGACCAUUCCCGUAAGCGACACACCAAACCGAGAGGAUGUCUACGUGGCGGCCAUCUCCAUGGCAGCCACUAUCCAUACGUUGACCAAGGAUUGUGCCAAUGGCGUCAUCGCCGGAUGCGGAUGCACUGGAAAUGCCUUGGGCGUGCCCUGUGCCCAUGAGCCCGAGAAGGCACUGGAACUCUACGAAAAGCGCGUUGGACCAGGAUCAGGAGCUGCCGGCCACAACCAAAUGGUAGUGGGAGCUCUUCUCAAGCAGUCUCUGGAGCAGGAGUGCCGCUGCAAGCAACCAGGACCAGUGGCAGGCGAAUGCCUGGAGGAGGAAUGCGUGGCCGUGCUGAAACCCUUCGAGCUCGUGGCCCAGGAACUACUUCAAAUGUACGACGAUGCCAUCCAACUAGACGCCACCAACAGCAACCUGAAAAUCAUCUGGGAGAACAUCCCCCUCGACUCGCUCGUCUUCAUGCAGGAUUCGCCAAACUACUGUGAACCGGAGGCCUCUGGCCGAUGGAAGGGCACCCGCGGACGUCAGUGCUCCAAGAGCGGCAGUGGUUCCCUCGAGGAGCGUCUCUCCUGCCAACAGUUGUGCCGAGUCUGCGGCUACCGGGUCCGCUCGCAGGUCGUCAAAACCGAGCGUCGGUGCAAUUGCAAACUGGUCUGGGGAUUCCGUCUCCAGUGUGACGUAUGCGUCCAGCAUGAAAGACAAUACUCCUGUUACUAAAAGUAGCUCUAGUCUAUGAUGGAGAACAGGACUGGGGCGCUGGUCGAGCCUCACAGAGAAAUUUUACUAAGGAUUAAGUUAAUUUAUUUGUUCCAACCCUUUA
This is a messenger RNA of Drosophila bipectinata, 1036 nucleotides long. It is a transcript of the gene wntD, whose product is annotated as wnt inhibitor of Dorsal. Gene Ontology annotation, molecular function: cytokine activity; frizzled binding. Gene Ontology annotation, cellular component: extracellular region. The record is from RefSeq and is a predicted model, not a curated record. Lineage: Eukaryota; Metazoa; Arthropoda; Insecta; Diptera; Drosophilidae. Gene Ontology annotation, biological process: cell fate commitment; canonical Wnt signaling pathway; positive regulation of JNK cascade.